AUGACCCAGCAACAGCAACAGUGGCGCGUCGGCAAGCGCGUCGCCGUCAUGGGCGGCGGACCUGGUGGCAUCUCGACAGCCCUCGCUUUCCAUGCCCGCGGUUUUGACGUCCGCGUCUUUGAGCGUCAGAAGGAGUGCACGGCCAUUGGCGGCGCCGUCCUCCUCUCCGUCCCCGUCCUGGCCGUGCUCCGCUCGUACGGCAUCGACGUUGAAAACUUUGGCUCGUUUACGAUCACCCACUUUAUGAACAACAAAGGCACCGACCGUGUGAUUCUCCCAUUCAACCCCAAGGUCGAGGAGGCCAUGGGUAUCAAGGGAUGGCACUAUGGCGUCCUGCGCUCCUCUGCGUUCCAGAAGAUGCUCGACAAGGUUCCUGAGGGGAUGAUCACCACCAACGCCGAGUGUGUCGGGUACGACGAGAACGACAAAGAAGUGACGGCCAAGUUCAAGGACGGGUCGACAGUUCAGUGCGACCUGAUUGUAGGCGCUGACGGGAUCCGGUCGGCGGUUUCACAGGAGAUGUUUGGCGACCCCAAGAUCUUCCACUGCGGUAUCCGCCUUUGGCUCGCAUGGUGCGACCCCAUCCCCGAUAUCCCUGUCAACAUGGGUGCGAUCUGCCACGAUGACAAGUACCAGGCGUCAUUCUUCCCCAUGACCCAUCAUGAGGGCAAGCCCGGUUACGAGUGGUGGGUCGUCGAGCCCUCUUCGCCCACGGCAGAGGUCCCCACCGACGUCAAGGCGCACGUCCAAGGCAUUCUCAACAACUUCGCCGACCCCCUCCCGCGCUUCCCAGACGCGACCAACUUUGACACCCAAGUCUACCGCUGGGAGAUUUACAACCGUCCAGCACUCGACAAGUGGUCCAAGGGCCGUGCCGUGUGUGUCGGCGACGCGGUCCACCCCGUCUCGCCCUACGCCGCUUACGGGAUGGGCAUGGCCAUCGAGGACGGCUACUACCUGGCGCGCGCCUUUGACGGAAUCGACCUGAGCGACAAGCGCGCCGUGGCCGCUGCCUUUGAGGUCUACGAGUCGGAGCGCGUCGACUAUGUCAACCACAACAUGCUGUUUGCCCGUCGCCUCGGCUACAUGUUCCACCAGGUGCCUUGGCCACUGUCCAAGCUGCGCGACCUCGUGUUCGACCACACCCCCUUCAUGAGUCACUUUAUGAAGUCGGGGUACCUGGAGAAGUCGGAAAUUGAGACUUUGGGGUUGAAAGAGCUUCAUGUAAGGCGGGAGUAG
Apiotrichum porosum is the source of this 1239-nucleotide messenger RNA. RefSeq lists its product as uncharacterized. Gene Ontology annotation, molecular function: FAD binding; monooxygenase activity. The record is from RefSeq and is a predicted model, not a curated record. The coding region runs from base 1 to 1239 and encodes 412 amino acids. The transcript has a single exon. Lineage: Eukaryota; Fungi; Basidiomycota; Tremellomycetes; Trichosporonales; Trichosporonaceae.